Chlamydomonas reinhardtii is the source of this 3861-nucleotide messenger RNA. RefSeq lists its product as uncharacterized. The record is from RefSeq and is a predicted model, not a curated record. The transcript is spliced from 16 exons. Gene Ontology annotation, molecular function: protein binding. NCBI's taxonomy places the organism in Eukaryota, Viridiplantae, Chlorophyta, Chlorophyceae, Chlamydomonadales, Chlamydomonadaceae. Gene Ontology annotation, biological process: electron transport chain. Bases 516 to 3353 code for a protein of 945 amino acids.
CACACCACCUUUCAGAGCUGCUAUCUGCUACAGCCUCACGUAAAACAAGGCUACUUGACGCGUUCUGUGGAAGGACAGUUAGGGGUUCGCGGAGCUCACAUGACUCUCGCUGCGCGGGCCAAAGGCCCCGCAGCCCUUUCCGCUAGUUUGGUAGCGUUGUUGUACACUGUUAAUGUCAAUUGAAGCCAAGACUUAGGUCACCGUGAUUCGUGGAAUCUUUACCGCACUGCACGGGAGCUGCUAACGCGGAUAGACUUCGUUGCUGUCCGGAAGCUUAGGAGAGGGAGACGCUCCUAACCGGGCCCAGGUCUUUUGGCUUCGUAGCCGCGGGGCUUUGCUGCCGGGCGUCCGUGGCGCACAGGCGCGCAGUCCUGCGUCCACCUCGCUAGCUGGGCUGACAGCUGCCACGCCGGCGCAGCCGGGAACCAGCAGCCAGCUUUUCCGCUUGCUACCCCUCUCCAGCUACCCAGCUACCAACCCAGCAGCCUAGCCUAGCCUAGCCCAGCCUAGCCACAAUGCCGCCACUUCCGACGUUGUGGGACCCGGCGGGUGCGGUGGACAAGCUGCCGCAGCCGUUCCGCAUGAUCGACAAGAUCCUGGCGGACAUCGUGGAGCAGGUGGUGGACAUGAUCGGGACACGAGAGUCGCAGAGGCGGGCGGAGGACGCGUCGCGCGUGGACCUGACGUUCGCCCCGCACGCGGUGAUGGAGGUGGCGCCGGAGACAUGCUGCUUCCUGCCCAUUGGCAUCGCCGGCAUUGCGGCGGUGGCGAUGCCUGACGGCGAGGUGCAAGUGCGCAGCGCGCGCGACCCCUCCAUCUGCUUUUCGGACCGCACGCACACAUCGCCGGUCACAGCAAUGGAGGCGGGCAUGGCGGUGUGCACCAGCGGGCGGCUGCUGGCGGCGGCCUCGCGCACCGCCCUCACGCUGCACGAGGUGGACAUCAAGACGUGCGAGAUCAGCCUGCUGGCCACGGUGCCGCUGCCGGCCGACCCCGACGACACCUCGCCGCCGGUGCGACUGCACUGGAGCGACAACCUGGGCCACCUGGCCGUGUGCCGCCGCAGCGGCGCCCUGGCGCUGUUCACGCUGUCGUUGCCGCCGCCCAAUGUGAGCCUGGAGAGCGUGGGAGCCUUCGUGGCGCUGUCGCUCAAGGCGUUCGGCGAGACGCGCGUGGAGGAGCUGCUGCGUGUGCCCGCCGCCACCGUGCGGGCCUUCUGCCUAGGCAGCGCCGCGGUGGGGCCCAGCAACCUGGUGUGGCAGCUGCAGCAGCGGCCGGACAAGAGCCCGCACUCGGAUAGGUACCACAAGAGCGCUCGCGGCGCCUACGUGUGGUGGGAGGGCGCCAACCGGCUGCUGCUGCUCGACUUCGAGGCCGCAGCAGGCGCAGCCGCCGCCGCCGGCGGAGCCGGAGGCGCAGUCGUGCCGCCGCCGGAGGUGGAGGCCGCUGUCAAGGCCGGUGCGGCCGGAACCAGCAAACCCUCCACUCCCGCCACCAAGGCUGCUAGCAGCAAAUCCGUGGCGCCGCCUGGGGAGGCCUCCAGCCUGCUGACGGCGUCGGCUUCGGCAGCGGCGGCGGCCUACGCGGGCCCGGAGCGGCCGCCCGAGGUGCCGCAGAUUGCGCCCAUGGCUCGUGAUUGGCUGCUGCCGCACGACGUGACGGCGGCCGCCACCACCUCGGACCACAAGACCAUGGCGUGGGGGCUGGCGGACGGGUCGGUGGUCAUAUGGGACGACCGCUCCUGCUGCAGCACCAAGGUGCUGCCGCGCCUCAAGGGCGGCAUCACGGCGCUGUCCUGGGUGAACGGCGUGGCGCACAAGCUGGUGUGCGCCAGCGCGGGCGGCCACAUCUUCAUAGCGGACGUCAUCAAACCAGAGGACUCCAGUCAGAAGCCCUACGAGUUCCCGCAGGCCAUUCAUGAAGUCCACACGCUGCCGAAUGAGCCCUUCGCGCUGUGCAUCUGCCGCGGCCACACCUCGUCCGACGGCGAGAUAGCCUCCACACACCGGGGCGGCCGCGGCGGGCCCAGCAUCCUCAGCACCAUGUCUGGCCAUGGCCCCGGCGGCGGCGGCCACGACGUCAUGCGCGUGCCCCCCCAGCGGCCCCGCGUGUUCUGGUACAACGUGCUUGAGGAGAAGCCAGUUGCGGAGCUGAUGGGCCCUCGCGCAGAGCAGGGCUUCGGCCUCGCCUGCUGCGUGCCGCCGCCGCCCUCGCUCGCGCCGCCGCCCCCGCGCCCCGACACCGCCGCCACCGAUGCCGGCGCAGCUGAUGGCAAGUCCGCCGCUGCAUCCGCCGCCGCCACGCCGGCGCCUGGCGCCGCGCCCAAGGGGAAGGGCGGCGCAGCCGCGCCUGCCCCUCCCAGUGGUGGUGGCGGUGGCGGCGCAGCGCCCGCUGCCUCGCAGGAGGCGCCCUCGGAGCCGGCCAUGAGCGAGGCGCAGCGCGCACUGAUCAAGGCGGCCCUGGACGCCAUGGGCGCGAACAGCACCACGCCGGUGCUGGUGCCCGUGAAGCUGCACGUGCCGGCGGGCCAGGUGGUGUCGUACCCGGCCUGCGUGUUCCGGGACACCUACCUGCUGGCGGGGGGAGACGUGGUGGACAAGGUGGUCCGCAGCAACUUCGCGGACGACGACGCCGUGCCGCAGCGCGUGACGCAGCUGUACAUGUACAAGGUGGACGCGUUGCUGCGGCACCUGCUGCCGGAGGACGAGUCCACCAGCCGGCUGGGCAAGGUGGUUCUGGACCGGCUGCUGGCGGACCUGGAGGCGCCCAAGAUGAACAGGAAGAAGGGCAAGCGCGUGAAGAUGGAUGUGGAGGACCCGGACGCGCCCAAGCUCAGCUCCGCCAUGCGCAAGCCCGACCCCUUCGACACCACCGGCAGCCGGCCCGGCUCCCGCGCCGCCAACCGCCACAUCACCUUUGGCGGCGGCGACGCGGACGGGCUGUUUGACGACGUGCUGGAAGGCGGGCGCGCCAAGCCCAAGAAGGAGACCAAGGUGUUCCCCAAGGAGACCAAGAAGGGCCUCAAGACCGGGCCGGGCGACGUCAAGAUGAUCGACAAGAAUGCGAGCGGCCGGCCCCGCCUGGCGCCGCUGGACCUGGAAAAGGCCAAGGAGGCGCCGCUGCCCUUCAGCGAGCGCAGCCAGUCACCGCCCUGGCACCACACGAACCCGCUCGCGCGCAUACACCCCGACUGGGAGGAGGCGCCCGUGCUGGUGCGCAUCAUGGACCGCAUCGGCUCCAAGGGCGGCGGCCGCAAGCGGCGCGACAAGCGGCUGGAGGCGCUGACCACCGAGCUCAUGACUAAGUACUCCAAGGAGGCGGGCGCCAAGCCCAACCUGCUGGUGCCCACUUGAGAGAGUGAAGCGACAGUUGGGGACUGGGGGCUGGGGGACGAGGAUUAGUCCAGCGACCAGGGUUUAGUUGAGGUCAACCCUCUGCGUUAUCUUAGCUUCAGGCGGGCUCCAUUUGCAGCGUUUUCGCCGUGGUUUAUGAUUCUUUCUCUCCUCCCGAAGGGGCUGGAGUUUGCCAGCUGGAUGGGAGUCGCACGCGCAGUGCGAGACGAAGAGCGGAUAGUGUUCUUUCAAUAGUAAUUGCGUGUUGUGUUCGUGUCUAUAACGCCACAGCUGCUCAGGGCAUUUUGGGUCGCUCGAGGGCAGAAGACCGGACUUGUCGGGAGACUUGAACGACCAAGUUUGCCGCUCGAAAGCUUGAUCAAGGCUUCGUCAGCUCUAAAAUGAAUCCCUUGACGUCCUGGCAUAUGUCGGGAUGCUCUGGGCUCCCGAGUGAAGGUCCAGUGCACCAUCAGCAAUGCUGCGAACAGCCAAAUGAGUUAUGGAGCUGGUACUAUGGAUCGGAACGAUA